CCCCGCCCCCGCCGCCGUCCCCGCCAUGGCGGCGCUGCGGGCGGUGCUGGGCGCCGCGCUGGCCGCCGCCUUGGCCGGGGCAGCCCCCGCCGCCGUUUCUCCGCCGCCCCGUAAUGUCUCCGUGCUGCUGGAGCCCGGCUCCGGGCAGCUCCGCGUCCUGCCCGGCCGCCACCAGGCCGCCGUUGCCUGGGCCAGCCUCGAGGACCGGAUCCCCGCUGUCGGCUGGGCUUUCCUGGAGGUGACCACCAACGCCUCGUACAGCGACAGCCUGCAGGCCUACGCCGCCGGGCUCGCCGAGGCCGCCGUCUCCGAGCAGCUGAUGUACAUGCACUGGAUGAACACCAUGGUGGGCUACUGCGGCCCCUUCAAGUACGAGAGCGAGUAUUGCGAGAAGCUGCGGAGCUACCUCGAGGCCAACCUGGCCUGGAUGGAGGAGCAGAUGGGGAAAGGGGAGGACCCCGAGUACUGGCACCAGGUACGCCUGGCCCUGCUGCAGCUGAAGGGGCUGGAGGACAGCUACAACGGGCGCCUGGAUUUUCCCCGGGGCAGGUUCACCCUGGCACCCUUCGGCUUCCUCCUGCUGCAGUUGGGGGGUGACCUGGAAGACCUGGAAUCUGCCCUGAACCGCUCCUCCCCACGGCGUGUCCUGGGCUCAGGCUCCUGCUCUGCCCUCCUGAAGCUGCUGCCGGGCCAUCGGGAUCUCCUGGUCGCCCACGACACCUGGACCUCCUACCAGUCCAUGCUGCGCAUCGUCAAGAAGUACACGCUGCCCUUCCGUGCCUCGGCUGGCGGCAAUUCUCAGAUCCCCGGGAGCAUCCAGGUGUUUUCCUCCUACCCCGGCACCAUCUUCUCCGGGGAUGAUUUCUACAUCCUCAGCAGCGGGUUGGUAGCGCUGGAAACCACCAUCGGGAACAACAACCCGGCACGGUGGAAGUACCUGGACCCACGGGGCAGCGUCCUGGAGUGGCUGAGGAACAUCGUGGCCAACCGCCUGGCCCGCAGCGGUCCCGAGUGGGCCGCCGUCUUCCGACGGUUCAACAGCGGCACAUACAACAACCAGUGGAUGGUGGUGGACUAUAACGCCUUCACGCCGGGGAAAGCGAGCCCACCGCAGGGCGUGCUGACCGUGCUGGAGCAGAUCCCGGGCCUGGUGGUGGCGGCCGAUCGGACGGAGCUGCUGUACCAGCAGGGCUACUGGGCCAGUUACAACCUGCCGUACUUCGAGGAGAUCUUCAACGCCAGCGGGAACCCGGAGCUGGUGAAGAAAUACGGCGACUGGUUCACCUACGACAAGAACCCGCGCGCCCAAAUCUUCCGCCGGAACCAGACGCUGGUCCGCGACCUGGACUCCAUGGUCCGCCUGAUGAGGUCCAACAACUACCUGCGGGACCCGCUGUCGCGGUGCGGGGGCUGCGACCCCCCCCAGAACGCCGAGAACGCCAUCUCCGCCCGCUCCGACCUCAACCCCCCCAACGGCACCUACCCCUUCCCUGCCCUGCGCCAGCGCUGCCACGGCGGCACCGAUAUGAAGGUCACCUCCUCGGGCAUGGCCCCCACCUUCGGGCUGGUGGCCGCCAGCGGUCCCACGUGGGGUGACGUGCCCCCCUUCCGCUGGAGCGCGUCCCCCUGCAGCACCCUGCUGCACAUGGGUCACCCCGACCUCUGGACCUUCCCCCCCAUCAAAGUCCGCUGGGACUGAGCGGGUGUUACUGGGCUGAACCUGUCUGUCCAUCUGUGGGCGUCUGUCCUGCGUGGGAAUCCCUUAUGGGUGGGGGUCACAGUGCUACCCACUCUCUCCUAUCCCCAGGGGACUGGUUUUGGGUGCAAGGGGGGGGGGGUCCCCUGCCCCCUUGGCUCUUUCUGCUUCUGCCUCUCGCUGCCACAUCCCCGCAAGGUGCUGUGCCCCCUCCCCGCCAAAGGGCUCCGGCCCUGGGAUGUUUUCUUGGGUGCUGACACCUGGUUUUGGGGGGGCUCUUCCCAGAAAAUGGGGGGGUCCCGGGAGGCUGGGGCUCGCCUGCAGGGCAAAGAGGAGGGGAGCGAGCUGGUUUGGCCGCGACAAAUAAAGCGCUCUGCGUGCA
Molecule: messenger RNA, 2078 nt
Organism: Harpia harpyja (harpy eagle)
Lineage: Eukaryota; Metazoa; Chordata; Aves; Accipitriformes; Accipitridae
Gene: PLBD2
Product: phospholipase B domain containing 2
Exons: 12
Coding region: 26-1699 (557 amino acids)
Biological process (GO): phospholipid catabolic process
Cellular component (GO): extracellular region
Molecular function (GO): glycerophospholipase activity
Source: RefSeq, a predicted model, not a curated record